CAUGCAAUUUGGUAAGUGUUUGUAAGUGUUUGGUAAGAGUUCAGUCACGAAUCUACAGAGAAACAGAUUUAAUUGUGUGGUCUGAGGUCUAACGAGGUCUGAGCUAACGUUACUGUUACUUAGCUCGCUGCUCGAUCACUAGAAAUCAGCGGAGUUGAUGCUGGAGCUCUGUGAAGAACCGCAGCAUGUUCCCCCGCAGUGCUGCACCGAGGGGGCGGUCAGCCUACAGUAAGGCCCUGUACCCACCAGCCCCUGUGCCCCGGUACUACGAUUACAACCACCAAAGCCUGGCUGGUGUCAACAGCUUCUAUGUUCCUGGGCUUGAGAGGUUGCCUACAUAUGAAUGGAAGCCCACACCAUCCACCUGUCCAGUCCCUCCUCCUCGCACACCAACUAUGACCAAUGGGCGCAAGAGGCAGAUUGAUGAAUACAGCCCCCAUGUUGUGAAGCGGCAACGCCUUGAUUCUUCUUCCCACCCAGUAAUCAGCUCCGCAUUAAUUCGGCCACCACCUCCUCGUCGUGACCGUGGGGUGGCAGGGUCAUCAAGAUCAUCCUUCGCUGAUUUUGAUCGCGCUUAUCCCAGCCCACGCUCCCAUCCCCACCCUCAGGUGCCUGCUGUCCCAGAAAGCUCCAACAGCCUGCAGGCCUACGCUAAGGACAAGUUGAGUGGUCAGAUGGUGGAGCUGUUUGAGGCGUGCCAGCAGCAAUCUUCCGAUUUGGCACGGAAGGAGACGUGCCGAACUCGGCUGCAGCAAGACAUACAGCAUGUCUAUGCAGUGGCACGACUUUACUUGACUGGAUCUUCUAUGAAUGGGUUGGGCUGCCGGAGCAGUGAUGCUGAUCUGUGUCUGGUCCUCAAGGGAAAUAAAAGACACGAUCCUAUUCAAGUGCUCUCUGUCCUCCAAAAGUUGUUCAGAUCACUGUCAUAUGUAGAAAGGACUCAGCUGAUCAGAGCCAAAGUGCCGAUCCUCAGGUUCAGAGAGAAAGGCAGUGAUCUGGAGUUUGAUCUGAAUAUCAACAACACAGUGGGCAUCAGAAACACAUUCCUUCUGAGGAGUUAUGCCUAUGCUGAUCUCAGGAUACGACCCAUGAUCCUUGUUGUUAAGAAAUGGGCACGGCACAAUCAAAUCAAUGAUGCCAGCAAAGGAACGUUAAGCAGCUACACACUAGUGCUGAUGGUGCUGCACUACCUCCAGACUCUUAAUGAUCCUGUCCUUCCCUCUCUACAGAGGGACUACCCAGAGUGUUUUGAUCCCUUCAUGGACAUUGACAUGGUUCCAGAGGGACCCAAACACGUCCCCCCCUACAUUUCAAGAAACCAGUCCUCUCUGGGAGAGCUGCUUCUGGGCUUUCUCAAAUACUAUGCCACAGACUUCAGGUGGGAUAAGCAGGUUAUCUCUGUUCGAGAGGCCACAGCUUUGCCCAAGAACAAUUCUCAAGUGUGGAGAAACAAAUACAUAUGUGUGGAAGAGCCAUUUGAAAGAAAUAACGUCGCCAGGGCAGUCCAUGAGAAGAUCAAGUUUGAUGCCAUCAAAGCUCAGUUUGUGGAGUCACAUCGGAUACUACAACAGAGGAAGGACCUGAACUCGAUCCUCCCAGUCAGAGCCAUCAUUAACAAGGAGUCAUCCAGGAGAUAAGGGAUUCCUCUAAUUAGACAAGCUGACGGGAGUCUUCUACCUCAAGACAGGCCUGUCCCCAGAAAUGAAGAGAGACCUUUGGGAAAAUACUGCGCUCACUUUAAAAUGCUUUGCAGACUUAGCCAAAUUAUUGUAACUGAUAAUAAAAAUACAAUAUUUGUUUAGUGACACCAGAGGGCUCUGAAAUUAAAAUUCUGUCAGUUAAACUGGUGAUAGAGAGACACUGCGUUGAAGCAGGAUAAUAAUGGUCAGUGUUAGUAGAGAUGGUUAUUGCUGCUACACGGCCCUCUUUUCCAGUGCAUAUAGUGACAUACAUACUGACAAAGUAUGAAAAGACAAAAUAAUACCUGCAACCUGCUCAUAUCUCAAGCUAGCUUAAAUGGAAGCAGCAGCGUUUAGGUUUGACUCAACCAAGUUCUAAUCUCAGUUUUAUUUAUUAUAUAUAUACAAUUUAAUUUGUUUCUGCCACAUAUAUGUACAGUAUAUACAGUAUAUUGUCUUUAGCCCGUCUGGACCAACUUGUAACCUAAAAGCCUUAUUUCUAUUUUUCUAGGUCAGUAGUGAGGCUAUUACGGGUUUAGACACCCUUUUAUACAGCUGCAUUAAGGGCACUCUCUUUUUUUCAUCAUCACCAUCUUUAAAGGUGUUGUAUGCGAUUCUAAUCCAAUACACGUCAUUUUGUCAAACAGUGAAAAUCUCCUCAUGAUGUACACAGCCCUGGCUCUGUAAAUGGAAAACAAAAAAGGUGUCUCGGACCGAGCCACACAACAUUGUUAGUCAUGAUUUGUGUGUCAGGUCAUGUUAAAUUACUUGCCAACGGGCAUUCAGCUUACUUUCUAGUUUGCCAAGAUAUGCUGUUGUUGUGAUGUUUGCUAUAGUAGCAGGAGAGUUGUGAGUAUCACUGUCUGGAGCUGGUUUGCUGGCUCUGGGAAACCAUCUUGUCCUCUCUGCAUGUUAGUUUUGCAGCAGCAACUGUUGCUAACCCACAACUUAGCUAACAUUAGUUAUAUUACUUGCUGUGUUGUUCGCUCUAUAUCAUGGUAUUUGUCGUGGAAUUAGAUUUCUCCAGAAUCGCAUAUCCCACCUUAAGUUUCAAAGCUGUAAAGUGAUGUUGUGGUUAGUGUUAUAAUUUAUGUUACUCCGAGAUGAUCACUAGAGGGCAGGACGGAUAUUCCCACUCCUUUGUCAUUUCUCCUGAUGUGUCUGUAUUAUUUUCCCAACAGUGAUGUCAUUUUAGUUCUGUAUUUACUUGAUUUAUUUGGACAAAAACUGAUGUGUUGUUCACUCAUUUUUGGUUCACUUGAUACAUAAGUUAUUUGUUUACACUUGAGUGUGACUUUCUGUUUUUUAUUUUCUUUUUGGUUUAAAUUUUCCCUCUGCUCUUUUUGUACAUUACUGACUUUUAAUGUUUAUUUUUAAAAAAAUUAAAUCUCUGAAGAUGUA
Siniperca chuatsi (mandarin fish) is the source of this 3080-nucleotide messenger RNA. RefSeq names its product terminal nucleotidyltransferase 2 (gene tent2). Gene Ontology annotation, molecular function: poly(A) RNA polymerase activity. The record is from RefSeq and is a predicted model, not a curated record. Bases 186 to 1637 code for a protein of 483 amino acids. NCBI's taxonomy places the organism in Eukaryota, Metazoa, Chordata, Actinopteri, Centrarchiformes, Sinipercidae. The transcript has 15 exons. Gene Ontology annotation, cellular component: cytosol.